Molecule: messenger RNA, 1020 nt
Organism: Blumeria graminis f. sp. triticale
Lineage: Eukaryota; Fungi; Ascomycota; Leotiomycetes; Helotiales; Erysiphaceae
Source: the annotation of a GenBank genome assembly
AUGCGUUUUUCACUACUGGUCCAUACUACAUUCUUCCUCCGGAUAGUACAUGCUUUACUUAUUCCACCCGCAAUCUCAGAAUACGAUUUAGAAGUCUCAAAGACGAUAAGUGAGAAAGAUGCUGUUGCAAUGGAAAGGCGCAUGGUCCAAGUCAACUGCCACACACGUCCCGCCAUGACAAAGUCACAAGAGGAAGAUCAAAGUUCUAAAAUUGCUCUUCACCUCAACUUCACUGUAUUACACGACGACGUUGAUUAUCUCUUGCUCAAUGGACACCAGAUUUAUCCUGUCGAUCUCAAUCCAAUCUUAUCUCAACACUCUAUCAUUGUUCCACAAAUUAAUAGGAUUGAUCAAAGCGCAUGGAAAUUUCAAUCUUCUGGUACACUAGGCAUUAAAAUGAAUCACCAGAAUUUAAAUUCACACAACAAACGCGACCAGCUUAGUCUCGUUAUAAUCAAAAUCAGUAUGCUCCAAGUAUCAAAUGUGGCUGUCGAUAAGAGUCCAGUAAUCCAUAUAGAGCUUAUCAGCACAUCAUCCGGCAAAUUUAUGAUUCAGGACAUCCGCGUCCAUCCUUCCGAAAAAGUGGACACAGCGUCUGGAAAGGAUGUUCAAAGAUGUGCCUCACUCUCCUGCGAAUGGCAAGCCACCGUCGCCAAUUUCAUUACCAGCACCAAGUCAGCAUUAAGAUCGCAUCAUUUCCGACAGUAUUCUCGUCUCAAUAGAAUACGACAGACCCAUAGACAGGGAAAUGACUACAGUUUUCUUAAUGGCAUAUUUUUUCAUGUCAUAGUACCUAUCCUAAUUGGUGGUACAGUUGGUAUCCUAGCCAGUGUUCUUGGGGUAUUCAUAGUUCAGAUGGCAUUAUAUACGUGGAAAAUGCUAUUUAGACGUAAAUCAGACAAAAAUGAUAGAGUUUAUCAACAAGAAAAUUGGGGUAAAUUUGACGAUGUUCAAGACCUUGAGACACAAAGCCUGUUACCCAGUUACACGGAAAUUAUAUAUGAAAAAGAUGAAUCGUGA